Molecule: messenger RNA, 567 nt
Organism: Arabis nemorensis
Lineage: Eukaryota; Viridiplantae; Streptophyta; Magnoliopsida; Brassicales; Brassicaceae
Source: the annotation of a GenBank genome assembly
AUGGGGACGACUUUGGGGAAGCCAUUCGCCGGUUUUUUUCAAGAAAACGAACCGAGAAUCGUGUUGUUCGGUCUCGACGGUACCGGAAAAUCAUCAAUAAUGCACAAACUCAAAACUGGUGAAACCUUAACCACAAACAUGCCUACCAUUGGAUUCGAGAUGGAAAGCGUGAAAUACAAGGAUUUAACCUUGAGCUUUUGGGAAAUUAGCGGUCAACAGCGUUACAAGUUGAUUCCAUUAUGGAAACAUUACUUCCUAGAAGUAUUAGGACUUGUGCUUGUAGUUGAUAGCACGGACAGAGAUCGAGUAGAAGAGACGAAGGAUUUUCUUAAAAUGGUGAUUGAUGAGAUACAAGGGAAUGUACCGGACAAUGUGGCUGUUCUUGUAUAUGGAAACAAGCACGAGGUUCCUGGUGCUAUGUCUGCUUCUGAGAUCAGUAACAAGCUUGAUCUCGUUUCUCUUCGUCAAAGAAACUGGCAUGUCCAGAGCUCAUGUGCAUUAUGUGGUGACGGUUUACAUGAAGGACUUGACUGGCUCUUGAAACAGAAGAACAUUGGAGGAAUGUAA